Molecule: messenger RNA, 2626 nt
Organism: Sphaeramia orbicularis (orbiculate cardinalfish)
Lineage: Eukaryota; Metazoa; Chordata; Actinopteri; Kurtiformes; Apogonidae
Gene: strc1
Product: stereocilin 1
Exons: 20
Coding region: 1-2547 (848 amino acids)
Biological process (GO): cell-matrix adhesion
Cellular component (GO): cell surface
Source: RefSeq, a predicted model, not a curated record
AUGAAUGAUGGAAAUACUGCAACGCCAUGCUGGCUGGGUAACAUCUCAUGCCUGGCAGACCCUGAGGACCUUCUGAUGUACAAAAACACUGAGGCCUUCAUUGUCAUCCAGGAUAUACUCAUAAACUGCACACGUGAGGGUCUCAGUCUGCCCAGCCACCUGCUUUCCAGUUUGUUAUUGGACAACAAUGAGUUAAAGGACCCCUCCUCGCUCACCCCUCAGCAGCUGGCAAAGGUUGCCCACCUUCUGCCUGUACUGGGUGUGAACUUCCUGCAGGAUCUUACUCCAACUCAGCUGGCUGCUGUCCUCCCUGUCCUCCAAACAGUCAAAUUCAGCCCUGCACAGGCUGCCAUUAUAGUAGAGAAGCUGUCCGCAGUUAUGACACUGAGCGCUCCUGGAAAGCUGGAGGAGCUCGGUUCUCUUGUUGUGGGAGUGAAGGCAGAGUUCUUUUUGUCUCAGACCGCUGAUAGGCUGCUGGCAUCUCUACCUGCCAUGGCCCAACGCACACCAGCCCUCAGCCAUGUACAGUGCACUGCACUCUCCACCAAACUAUGGGGCUAUUUAGAAGUAGUCAAUUGGUUGGAUUAUGUGGAACCUCUGCUCUACUGCACGCCGCUGCUCAGUGUCCAGCCCAGGGCUCCUCAGCUGGCAUACAACAUCAGCACAACGUCCACAAAAGGCUUCAACACACAGCAGGCUAAAGCAAUUUUUAAACAGCUCCAAGCUCUUAAACCAAACCUAAUCAAAGAUGAUUUCGAGAGUCUGGGUACAGUGGGUCAGGGUGUGAGCUGUACGGCCAUAAAGGAACGUCUCAAAGCUAAUUUAUCACCUGCAUCUGUGAGAAAAAUCCUGGCCUUCCUCAGACAGCAGCCCACUCUUCUCCACACCUCACUGAAAAAAUGUGUGGUUGAAGAGGUGUAUCAGUAUGAGUUCUUUCCCAAUAUUCUGGAAGACCUUGGAGCAGAGCUUGCCCUGUCCAUGCCGGUGAGCAUCAUUAAGAAGUUCUCUGUGGAAAGUACAAACACUCUACGGAAGCUGAUUAUUCAGCAUCCAUUUCACUUUCUCCUGCUGUCGAGAAUAAAACAGGAUCUGCUGGUCGACAAAAUAGUGCAGAGAAUGCGUAUGUACACAGGUGUGUUCACAGAGGAGGAGUUUCGUUCAUUGGGUCAUUUGGCGCCGUUUGUGCCCGGUGAAGUAUUCGUUCAGCUGGACCGACGAUUUUUCGUUGAGAAUUUAAACUUCCUCCAGGAAUUCUGCUACGGCGGCAACAAGAUGGACAUAGUGGCUCGUAUCUUGCAAGAGCCUGCCACUUUUGGGCCGGUGAAGACAUGGAACAAGGCGACACUCAGUCAGGUGGACAGGUUCACCUUCUUCCUUUCCCUUGACAAGAUACAGGAGAUUCCCAAGGUGCUGAUGACCGUGGGGCGAAUAGAGAAACUGUUCAUGAGUCAGCACCAGUGGGAAAAGGGGGAUGUGGGGAGUCACUGCUUAGACGCAAAUGAGAGACAGAAGCUUUUUGAGAAGAAGCAGUUUCUUCUCCAGUUUUUCUUGGGUUUCCUCAAAAUACAUCAUCUGUCACCGACUCCCAUGAUUCCUACCUGUGGAAUUCUGCACACAACGGCUCCGUCUGCAUGGACUCCAAACAGUCUGACAAGUAUGUCCGCCAGUGCUUUCUCCAACUGUCUGGAACUGAUGGGUCAGGACCAGUUCAUGGCGUCCUACCAGCGCAGCCAGGUGCUAAACAAAGUCAAACAGAUGUACGGUCCAGUGUCCUCCUUCUCCCAGUUAUUGAUCUCUCAGCUGGGGGCACUCGCUGUGGAAAUGACGUCCGCCGAGCUGAGCAGCCUGCGAUUGACCCAACGGAGGGCCAUCGCUGCUCUGGGCGCCAUCCCCUCAUUGAACGUCAGACAGCUGGAGGCACUGUUCGCUGCCAUGUUGAACUCCACCAAGCAGAUUCCAAGCCAGAUCGACGCCAGCACAUUUGAAGCGCUGGGAUACAUAGUGUGUGGAGCUAAAGUCACAGAAAUGAGCUCCUUCAAUGCUGUGGAGUUUAGUAAGGCCAUGCUCUGGCUUGGUCGGCUGGACCUGAAGUGCACAGAGGACCAGAUGCUGGCCCUUGUUGGGCUGCUGAGCCAUAGCCUGGCUUUUGGACCCAUAAGUUCAUGGGGAACCGAUGUGUUCAUUGAGAUUGGGAUUCUGGCAGCCGGUCUUCCAGAUAUCGCCAUGUCAGCUUUGGUAAAAGAACAAAUCGAAGGAAUCUCACCUUUAGCUAUCUCAAAGAUAGUACCAGAAAAAUUUGCUGUGGUGUUCAGUGCUAAGCAGAUUAGCAUGUUUUCCCACGACCAGGCUUUUGCAGUAACAAAGGAGCAGAUCCUCGCUCUGAAUUAUGUCCAGAAGACAGCUCUGGACAUGGUGCUGACACCAUGGGCGGACAAGCUGGUGGACUUCAGAGGGAGGUCUCUGGGGCUGGCGCUGAGCCCUAGUCCUAUGUGUCUGAUACUGGGACUGCUGAUGCCGCUCAUCAUCCUCUGCUGCCCUGGCACAUGACCCCACUGACCCCCGCUGGAUCACCGGCACAACCACAAUGAUCUCUUUUAUUUGUGCAAUAUUGUACCUCUUUAACAUA